Molecule: messenger RNA, 390 nt
Organism: Trichoplax adhaerens
Lineage: Eukaryota; Metazoa; Placozoa; Uniplacotomia; Trichoplacea; Trichoplacidae
Exons: 4
Coding region: 1-390 (129 amino acids)
Source: RefSeq, a predicted model, not a curated record
AUGGCGUUACAAUUAUGUUACUUGAAAUUUUUAGAGCGUCGUUAUCGCUGGUCAAUUCCUAGACGCGUCAAGUAUGAGCAUCCGAAAUUCAGAUUAAAAAUUUGCGAUUAUAUGUUCAAAGAUGAGGACGUCAAGUUAUCGUUGGAAAGAAUAUCUGACUUGUAUGGCUCUGAAAUGCAAACUUGCAAAAUGGAAUCUGCCGAAGAAUUUCCUGAUGAGCAAUUAAUAAAAAUACCAACUAAGCAAAGCGUUCAACCAGAUGCUACCAACCCACCUCAGAAAUCUGCAGAUAACAGCGAAAGAGCUUCAUCAAUGCAACUCAUAGUUGCGAUACUGAUUGGCAUAAUUGCUAUAAUUAUUUUUGCAUGGUUUGGAUAUAAUUUGAAGUGA